CGUAGAGGUGGGAAUUUUCGGUUAAAAAAUGUUUGGGACUUUAGACUAUCUUAUCAAAAAUAUCAACAGUGAUAAAAAGUAUAAUCAAUAAAAUAAUAUUAAAAAAAAAAAUGGUUGCAAACAUUUUAGUUCAUUGUCCGUAGUUUGUACCAAACACUUGUCUGUAAUAAUAACUGUAUUGUUAAUUUUUUAUAGUUAAUGAUGUACUUUAUUUUACAACAAUAAAUAUGUCUUCAGACGACGAAUGUGAUGAAUACAUUAUUUAUGGAAAUUUAUUAGAUGUUAUAAAAGAAGGUAAGCCAUAUUGUAUACAAAAUUAUGGAAUUGGAAGUGGUGAUUUUCUAUCUGUCUUACACACGUGCAACAUAAGAAUUUAGAAAUAUUUUUUUUCUAGCGUACCUAUUUGCGAUAUGUAAAUAGAUUUGAAUUUGUCAACGAGUUUACCUGAAAUCGAUCUUUUCAAAUUUUGAUUUUAUUCCUCUGAUCAUAAAAAAAUAAUAAUAAAAAAUUGAAUAUUUUAAUUUUGGAAAAAUUUUAAAAGUUAGUUCUAGUCUACUUGACCCCCGACAAGAAAGUGUUCCCUGACAUAUAGGUUUAGUUGACACUUGCUGUUUAAUGUACGGUUUCCAAGGCGCGACCGGUCUCCGCGAUCUGUCAUUGGUGUGUACUGGUUUCCUAGGCGCGACCGGUCGCCAUGACCAGUCUCCGGUGAUGUAAAGAAAACCAUCAAAUUCUGUAUCUGUAUUCAGUAUCAUUGUUGUUUUCGUGCAGUGAGGGCUAGUAUUUUAAAGUUAAAUUGUAUAUUUACUACUAUGAGUAUGAAUACAAUUAUUAAUAACAUUAAUAAAAUAAUGUUACUUCUUCUUGAAGAAGAGCAAGAGGAUGAUGAUUUAUUAAUUACAACACAAUGCAAUCAGAGAGAAAAAGUUGAUGCACUUUUUCNCUGCAUUUUUAUAUUUGUUGUGCAACAGAUCAAACAGCUCAACAUUUCUUCGAAUCAAUUUCGAUCAGUUGUUCUUCUUCUUCUCCCGAAAAAUUUAAUUUAGCCAUAUUGCUGUACAGGACAGUCGAAAUACACUAAUCAAAAGCUGGUUUGUGAAUGAAAUAAAUCAACGUUCGCGCGCGACAGUCGUAAUACACUGCUUUCGGACCGGUAGUGUUGCCGGUUGCGCCUUGGAAACCGUACCUUUACAUUUCUCCUGUUUUCAACGUUCUAAUCAUUUGUUAUAAAAUGUAUACACCUACUGCAGAUAAAAAAGAUACGACAAUUAUAUAAGUUAGGUAUUCAUUAUAUAUAUGGUACUCACUGUUAUACCUAUCUUAUAUCGUUAAUUUUACCAAACAUUAUUCUUAAAAUAUCUAUAACUGAAUUUCACACAAAUACGUAAUGUAUAUAAUUUCCAUACCUCUUUUUUUAUCUGUGUUAGGUCUAUACAAUUUAUAACAUAAAUUAUGAGAACAUCAAAAACACGAGAAAUAUUAAAGUAUCAUCUACUAAACCAUAGCGGCAGAAUAAUACUUCCAUGGCGGGUGUCAACUAGACCAGUACUAAAAAAUCAAAAAGUGGGAAAAUCAAUCUCAUGUAAACUUGACAACAAAGUUAAAUUUGCUUUCAGAAUUCUUAUCACUUACUAGACCAAUCGGUAUGCUAGAAAUAUAACACGUCUAAAUUUCUAUGUUGCGCAUGAGUAAGACAUACAGAAAAUUACUGCUUCCAAUAUCCUUAAUAUAUAUAUAUUAAAUUUUUUGACACCUAUGAUUGGUUGAAGAUUUAUACCCAUUUUUAUUACCUACAAAGUUUAAUAUUAGGUGCAUUUUAUUACAUUACUUGAUAUACUUUGUAGGUAUAUUUUUUUUAAGUGAUACGAUUGCAAGUGCUAUUUUAUCAAAAAUGCGUAGUUACAAUUGAAUUGUAUUUAAACAAAUUAUAAGUUUCAUACAUUUUAUUCAUUAUUGUUAAUACAUUGCAUUAAUUUUGUUUAUACUUUCGUAAUAGGUAUAUAUUAUUUUAAAUAUUAUUUAAUUGACCAUUUCUUUCAUAGAUGAAAUUGUGAAAAGAAUAGAUGCGGAACAACAAUUUGUUAGAGAUGAAAAUGGAAGAAGAAGAUUUCAUGGAGCAUUUACUGGUGGUUUUUCAGCUGGAUUUUAUAACACAGUUGGUUCUUCAGAAGGAUGGACACCAAGCACAUUUAAAUCAUCUAGAAGUUCCAAAUCUACUCAAAGAGUUCAACAUGCUCAUGAUUUUAUGGAUGAAGAAGUAUACAAGCUUAAUAUUAACUAACUUAAUCAUACCUACCUAUUAAAUCAAUAUAAAUCUUUAUUGCAUUUUAGGAUAAAAAAGAUUUAGGAAUUGAUUCAUCAAGCUUAAAAAUAAAGUCAGAGUAUAGUCAUUAUACUUCAAGAAAACGCCAAUUUCCUGAAGUUAAUGUAGGCCCUAUUCCAGGAAGACCAGCCCUUGGAGAUAUUUUAAAACCAAUAAAGUAAGACAAUUUUAUUGACUAUCAUAAAUUCAAUAGCAUGGUUUUGUUACAAUAAAUCUGUACCAAAUUUAAAUACUUUAAUUUAUUUUUUCUACUGACCAUCAAAUGGAUACUGUAUGAAGUUUUGUUUAAAUUAGUAUAAACAAUUAUAUUUAUUUUGAACAAACUUUUGAUAGAAUUGAUCAUUUCUUAUAAUGCAAACAUUUUAAAAUAUUAGUUUUUUGAAAUCUUUCUUAUUUUGGCUUAAUUCAUUCUUGAAUCCUGGAGAAGCAUUCUUCACUAUUUUUUUUAAAUUUUAAAUCAAUCUCUAAGAGUAAAAAAUAGGAUUUUAUGGGUAUGACUUGGUAUUAUCAUUAUAAUAACAUUCAGUCAGCCAAACAGUUACUUUUGUAUUUAUAAUAUUAUUAUUAAUUUUAUUUAAGGAAUACAUGGGGUAUAGAAUUACUUAAAAGUAUGGGCUGGAAGCCAGGCCAGGGAGUUGGGCCACGGCUCACACAACAAGAAAAAUUACAAUCACAAAGGGAAUUGGCGAAUGUUGGAAUGAAAUUUAAUAAUUAUGAAAACCAAGAAGAUUUUAAUGAAUUAUUAAAAAAUAUUAAAGUUUCGCCAUAUGAAUAUGAAACUAAGAUUAUGAAACCAAAAGUAGAUACUUUUGGCCUUGGUUAUGAAGGUCUGAAGGCAUAUAAUAUGCCGACAAAAUCUAACAGUUAUAGUAAACUUACUGUUGGUGGAAAAUCUAUUCAUGGACAAGUAAUUAGUUAACAUGAAUUAUAUAUUUGUAUGUGGGGUAUUCUUAUAGUGUGUAACCAAAAAGUUUAAUUUGUUUAAUCUUUUAUCUCUAUAAUUGUUAAAAUGGUAUGGAUCCUAAAUUCAUACAAAUAAUUUAUUUAUUUUUACAUUUUUUGGAUAUCCACUCAAAAUUUAUUAUAAAUUUAAUAGAAAUUAAAAUGUACUAUUUAGUAUUCAAAUAUAUUUAAAAUGUACCUAUUAUUUUGUAUUUAUUACAAGUUGGUGUUGAUACAUAACUGUGGUUUACCAUUGAUUUGUAGGUCACACAGUAUAAGAAUAUCCUAUGUGGGUAUUACCUAUAAUGAUUAUAUAAUUCUGUAUUGAAAUUAUUUUCUUUUUAAUAUCCAGGCUUUUGGAGUUGGAGCUUAUGAAGAAGAUGAUGACGAUAUUUAUAAAACUGAUGAUAUGUCAAAUUAUGACUUUUCCUUAGAAGAAAAAAGUCAAAAAUUAAAAGAAAAAUUAAAAUCAAAAAAUUUGGAUGUUGAAUGUAUUGAUGGAUUCAUUAAAAGUGAAACAGGACAAAGAUUGUUUGAUAAAUUUCCCCCUAAUCCUGAAAUUCCACCAGGUAAACUAUUUUUAUUGUACAGAAUUAUAUAUAUAUAUAUAUUUUAAAUAAUUUAAAUUCAUUUUAUUAGAAUGGAAUCCACAAGGAAUGUUUGACAGAAUUUUUGGAAAUUGUACACCAGAUUUCCAUACCCAAUCCAAUUUUUCUACUUGCAAUGUGAAUUCUAGACAACGAGAAAUGAAAAAGCUUAUUCCGCCUCCAGUUGAGCAGUGUAUAAAAAAAGGUUAAUAUAAUAAUACAACAAUUAUUUUUGAAAUAUUAAAAUAUUAUACAUAAAAUAUUUUUAUAGAGAUACCUAAUUUAGGUUCAGACUUAAUGUUUGAUCGGUUUACAAAAGCCAUAUUACCAGAUGAUUCUACUAAUGCAUUAAUACCAGUAAUUCGAACCACUGAUCCAAUGUUAAAAGAGUUACAAACUUAUGUUGACAAGAAAAUGUAUGGAUCUGGGACUCGUAAAUCAGAAAACUGGAUUCCUGAUAAAUUACUUUGUAAACGAUUCAAUGUUCCUAUACCCAAGCAGUCUAUGUAAUUUUUAUACAUACAUAUAUAUAUAUAUUUAUAUUUUUUUUUUAAUUUAAUUUAAUUUUAAUUGUAUAUUUUUACUUUUUUAAAAGUUUCUCUCUACAUAACUUUAACUCAAAAAGUUCCAUUCAAUAUAGUUUAAUUUUUACAGACUAAUAAAAUAAUUUUAGGAUCAACAAUGCAGAUGAUGAUCAAAAGCUAUUCAAGUCAUUGCAAUUGGAACCACAUGACUGUGAAUCUAAUUUUGUGAAUCUACUAAAAAUUAACGGUUCUACUGUAGUAAGUAUUUUACUAUGGCUUAAGAUAUUAUCUGGAGUUAUAUAUAGUAGUUUAAUAAUAAAUGAAACUGAACCAUUAUUAUUUAUGGUAAUUUUUAUUUUUCAACAUCAUUUAUUUAAAAUAAUAAUUAGUACUCAUACAAUUAUAACAAUCUGAUCAGUAGCUUAGUUUUAUUAAUGUAAUAAAUUAUUCUUUCAGAAAAAAACUAAAGUUGAAGUUGUGGAAAGUCCAAUUGAAAUAAAACCAACUAUUGAUUUUUUUAAAGAUAUAUUUUUAACUGAUAGUGAUGAGGAAAAUUCAGUGGAUAAUACAUCUACUACAACUAAUCCUGAAAAUAAUAAUCCUGCAGCCAGUAUUUUAUCCAAUGCCCCAAGUACAUCUACGUAUAUUUGCCCUCCCAGUGGAAUAUUUGCUAAUCUUAAUUUUGAUGAUUUGAUACCACUAAAGAAAAGUGAUGAAUCGGAAAUAGAAAAAAAUGACAAGAAUCAAACUGAUACCGAAAAUAAGGUAUAUGGUCCUUUGCCAGAACAGAAACCAUUAUACUUAAAUCCUAUACGGUUCAAUCCUAUAGAGAAUACAUCUACAGACGAUGAAUGGACUGAGAAAAUAAAAUCUCCCAACCGUGUAUCACACCAUAAAAAACACAAAAAACACAAGCUUAAAAAAAAAAAAAAAAAAUCUCAUAAAUAAAAUGUAAUAAUAUUUAAAGGUAAGUAAUUUUCUUCAUUCUUAUAUUAAACUAAUGUUCAUUUUAUUCAAAGAAUGUAUUUUUUAAAUAAUUAUUUUUUUUGGUUUUCAAAUUUAUUUCUUUAUUAUUCCUUGAAGUAUCGGAAUUAUUAUCAUAUUAUUGUAAGAUACAUAGCUUCUGUUCUAUUUUUUUUUUUUUUUAAAUUUUACUGUUCUUGAAAAGCCUUUUGAUAAUACAUUCCUUAACCUAUCUAUAUACUAUCUUCUAUCAUUAUUUGGGAACUUGUUUAAAUAAAUUUUAAUUCUGUAUUCAUAAUGGUAUUCUAUUUUUCUUUCUUACCAAGGUUUUCUUCUCAAUAUCUUUUGAUCUUUGAACAUGGCCUGCUCACUUAAGUCUCUAUUUUUUAUUUUUUUCUACCCAUAUAGCCACUUUUCUAAAUAUAUAUAAAAUAUAUUCAACAUAUUAAAAUAAAAAACUAAAUUACUGGAUGAGUUAAAUUAUAUGAUAUUAUAUUAUAACAAAGGUUUGAGAAAAUGUUCUUUAAAUACUACAAUCAAAUUUUUGAUUACUACAAGUCUACCAAACAAUUGCUUGUUCUAUGUAUAUUAUAAAUAUUUUAUGGUUUACAAAACAAUACAAAGAGUGACUUACAGCUAUAUUUAUAUUAAAUGAUAUUUAGAUACUGCUUACCAAAUGCUUACCUAAUAAACAAAUGUAAGAAUGUAAUAUGGUUAAUAUAUGUAGUUAUUAAUAUCAAAUAAUGUAUAAUAUACAAUGGAAUUUGCUGUAUUAUUAUGAUAAUUGUAUGUGUUGUUCUAUUCCCAAGAACAUAAUAAAACAAUAAUUUAAAACAUUUUAUACAAGGAAGCAUUAAAGCACUGAUCCCCUAUGUAAUCUGAUAUUUCCACCAUUCACACGUUUGCUGCAUUUAAAAUUAUAAAAAUACUAAUUUUGCUGAAAAAAAGUUUGAACUUUUUACCUAGUAAAGUUGUUUUCAUAAACAGCACAAUUAUACCUAUGUUUUUGAGUUUCUUACUUUACUUAACAAUAAAAUAAAAAUUCCUGAAAAAAGUAAAAUAAAAUGCAAACUGUGCAAUUGAUUAUAAUCAAUUUAAGCAAUUGAAAUAAACCCUUUAAAAAAGUUAACAUUGUAUAGUGCUAACAAAAAAAAUUGGAAUAAUUAUAUUCUAAAUAAAUUAUAAUAUCAUCACUGAUAAGAAUUAUAAUUUAUACUAUCUGUGAUAUAGGUCAAAAUGUAUAAGUAAUACAUUUUAUGCACUCCCACAGAUGGGAGUUAUACAUUAUACAGUUUUCUUCUUUUUAAAUUUGAUAUAGUAAAAUAGCAUUUUUUUUUUUUUUAGUUUAAAACAAAAAGAAUAAUAAUAAUAAGCCAAUGCUCUUCUGGACAAUCCACCCAGACACCUGAAACGUGAAUGGCCCAGAGAUCUUCUCAACAUACAUCACACUUAAUGUUUAUUAUUAUUUCUCUCUAAAUUAUCAGUAGUUUGCUAGUAAAACUAGCAGUAGUUUCUAAUGUGUAAUGCUUAUUUAUUCUUCUCACCACUUCAUUUUAUAUUCAUUAAUUUUCACAUAUACUUAAUGUACCAUUUAUUAUAUAAAUUGUAAAUAAACUACAUUUAAAUAUAAAUGGCACACAUUUCAAUAAUAAACUUUCAAG
Cinara cedri is the source of this 7000-nucleotide messenger RNA. The record is from the annotation of a GenBank genome assembly. NCBI's taxonomy places the organism in Eukaryota, Metazoa, Arthropoda, Insecta, Hemiptera, Aphididae.